Molecule: messenger RNA, 1725 nt
Organism: Colletotrichum karsti
Lineage: Eukaryota; Fungi; Ascomycota; Sordariomycetes; Glomerellales; Glomerellaceae
Product: acylase and diesterase protein
Exons: 5
Coding region: 1-1725 (574 amino acids)
Molecular function (GO): dipeptidyl-peptidase activity
Source: RefSeq, a predicted model, not a curated record
AUGCCACAAAGCGUACAGCCCUUCAGCGUCCCCGUCUUAUUCACCGAGCUCGAUCACGAGCCAAAGAAUACCUGGAUCCCGUACGGCCCUCCCGAGAAGCGAACUAUCGCCAAAGGAUGGGUCAAAGAGGACGGCCGCAAGGCUUUCCUAGUCGACACAGUCUGGGAGAAAGACGUCCACAUCCCGCUCCGAGACGGCGUCGAGCUCCUGGCCGACGUCUUCCGUCCACUCACAUCCGACAGUAACCCCGUCCCGGCCAUCAUGCCCUGGAGCCCCUACGGCAAGACCGGAACCGGCAUCCAGCAGCUCGACAUGUUCCCGUGGCGCGUCGGCGUGCCGCGCUCCGCGACGAGCGGCCUGGAGAAGUGGGAGGCCCCGGACCCGGCCGAGUGGGUCGGCCGCGGCUACGCCGUCGUCAACAUCGACGCGCGGGGGUCGUUCAGGUCGGGCGGGGAUCUCCACGUGUACGGGACCCAGGAAGGCCGUGACGGGUACGACUGCAUCGAGUGGAUCGCGCGGCAGCCUUGGUGCAACGAGAGAGUCGCUAUGGCUGGGAACUCGUGGCUUGGCACGACGCAGUGGUUCAUUGCUGCCGAACGGCCUCCUCAUCUUACCUGCAUGGCGCCCUGGGAAGGGCUGGGUGAUUACUACAGGGAGUCUAUUUGUCGCGGCGGUAUUCCCGACCACGCUUUCUGGGACGUGUUGAUGGACUGGGCAUGCGGACCUGGGAAACGCGAGGACGUCGGCGCCAUGGUAGAGAAGUAUGGUACUUGGAACGACUACUGGGAAGACAAGAAACCCAAGCUCCGCAACAUCACGACUCCGAUGCUGCGCUGGACCGUGACCCAGGAAUGGCACGAUAUCUACCAGCCAGAGAACCUCGACGACCUGCAGCGCUUCUUCGACAAGUACAUGCUCGACAAGGACAACGGCUGGGAGAGCACGCCGAAGAUCCGGUACGCGCUUUUGGGCUACAAUCGUCCCAGCGCGGCGAACCGGCCAGCUGCGGAGUAUCCCCCAGCCAAAUUCAAGUACGAAACCUUGUUCCUCGACGCGACGAAGGGAACCUUGGAACAGAGCAAACCCUCAGUCGAAGGCGUGGUUGAAUACCAAGCGGAUUCGCCUGCUGACGUUGGAUGCUCUUUCCGCCACACCUUUGAGAACUACACUGAGCUGUGUGGUAUCUCAAAGGCCAAAGUCUACAUGUCAACUCAGGAUCAUGACGAUAUGGACGUCUACGUUGUCCUCCGCAAACUCGACAAGAACGGCGAAGCACUGUGGCACCAGAAUAUUCCCAUGAAAGACCUUCCGGAGGGCACAACCGUGGACGAUAUUCCGAAUGAGAACAUCUGGCGCUACAUCGGGCCCAAUGGCCGUCUUCGCGCAUCCCAUCGCGCCGUUGCGAAUGAGUCGCUCGAGGGACUCGAUCAAGACGCAUACAAGGCACUCAUGGGACCCGCGUACGUGUACCAUCCCCACACGGCACCGCAAGUGUUGCGCCGCGGCGAGGUGGUCGAGCUUGAGAUCAGCCUCUGGCCUGGCGGCAUGAUCUUCGAUCCCGGGGAAUCUAUGAGCCUCGAGAUCAAGGGUCGACAUCCCAUCAUGCCCGAGUUUGAGGGUUUGGAUAAGCGCAUUGUGAAUUACAACGUCGGACGACAUAGGCUGCACACGGGUGGGAGAUAUGAGUCGCAGUUCCUGGUGAACUUGUGGAAGAGCGUCGACUAA